Leishmania mexicana MHOM/GT/2001/U1103 is the source of this 1005-nucleotide messenger RNA. RefSeq lists its product as hypothetical. NCBI's taxonomy places the organism in Eukaryota, Euglenozoa, Kinetoplastea, Trypanosomatida, Trypanosomatidae. The transcript has a single exon. Bases 1 to 1005 code for a protein of 334 amino acids. The record is from RefSeq and is a predicted model, not a curated record.
AUGCUGUGCCGUUCGCGAGCGACCUUCCCCAGGGCGGCGGUGGCGUUCUUUAACAUGAAGCACUUUCAGACCAAAAAGAAGUACAACCUUACUCCCCAGAACAUUUAUGAGACGUUCUCCACCGUGCUGUCGCCCCGUGACCGACUGCUGCGUCAGUCUGUCUCCGGCGGCGGCGGGUCUCGUGUACUGGUGCUGGAUGCCCAGCAACGGGUGAAGGGGGUUUACUUGCCCGUCUUUUGCAUGCCGCACCCUUCCACCAUCACAAACGGCAGCAACUCCCUGGGUGUGGCAGUCUCUGACUACACGCGUUUCAUUGAGGCGACGUCAGCAAUGCACAAGGCAGGCGGCGGCGGCACUGCGUCCACGUUGCCGACGGUGCUAGUGGUACUGUCGCAUCCGCAAGGACUGGCCUAUGGCACCUUUCGAGCCGACGGUAUACCAGGUGUUCCAAUGAAGAAUCUUGCACUGGCGCCAACUCUUGUCAAUGCGAGGGCACAGCAGAAGUCGACGAACAUCGCCUCCACACCUCUCCGGACCUCUGGGUUGGGUACGGUGAUUCCGCUGCUGAACGUUUCCCAUGGUCGUGUAGAUGUCAUCCGCGACAUCUAUAAGGAGCUGAAUGAGUGCGAGCGCGUUGCAGCGCUGAAGGCCUGCUCCACCUUCGUGUGGGCUCAAAAGGACAACACGUCAUCGACGACCUUUGAAACGGCCCAAUCCUCUGAGCGAUACUGGGAACGUGCAAAAAGAGACGGUGACGCCGCAAUGGCGCCGCCGCCGGGUGCUAUCUCGUUUCUGGACCGCCGCUGGGUCUUGGUAACGGACGUUGCCCUUCACCCCGAUACCGGCGUAGGCCUUUACGCGCGCGAUCCCGCCACAGGCGAUCGCAUCGUGAAUGCGACUGGGGUGCAGUCUGCCCUUUGCAGAGGACUGCUCUUGCUCGAUCACGUUCCCCGCACCGCGGCGGAGACAGGAACAGCCAAUACCGACACGCGUACAAGUGGAUGA